This is a messenger RNA of Populus nigra (black poplar), 649 nucleotides long. RefSeq names its product G-type lectin S-receptor-like serine/threonine-protein kinase SD1-1. The transcript has 4 exons. Lineage: Eukaryota; Viridiplantae; Streptophyta; Magnoliopsida; Malpighiales; Salicaceae. Bases 2 to 649 code for a protein of 215 amino acids. Gene Ontology annotation, molecular function: ATP binding; protein kinase activity. Gene Ontology annotation, biological process: protein phosphorylation. The record is from RefSeq and is a predicted model, not a curated record.
CAUGGAUGAGUUGGCUUCUGCAACAAAUAACUUUUCCGAUUCCAAUAAACUAGGAGAAGGGGGUUUCGGACCUGUUUAUAAGGGAACAUUAACAGAUGGACAAGAAAUAGCUGUCAAGAGGCUCUCUAAGAAUUCAAGACAAGGACUUGAGGAGUUCAAAAAUGAAGUCCAACAUAUUGUGAAACUUCAGCACCGGAAUCUAGUGAGGCUUCUUGGAUGCUGUAUUCAAAGUGAUGAAACGAUGCUGGUCUACAAGUUCUUGCCUAACAAAAGCUUGGACUUCUAUAUUUUUGAUGAGACACAUAGCUUGCUACUAGAUUGGCCUAAACGCUACAACAUCAUCAACGGGAUUGCUCGAGGACUCCUUUAUCUUCACCAAGAUUCGAGACUAAGAAUAAUCCACAGAGAUCUGAAAACCAGCAAUAUUUUGUUGGAUUACGAAAUGAAUCCAAAAAUCUCAGACUUUGGCCUGGCUAGAAGUUUUGGAGAAAAUGAAACUGAAGCCAAUACUAAUAAAGUGGCUGGAACGUAUGGUUACAUAUCUCCAGAGUACGCAAAUUAUGGACUCUACUCGCUAAAAUCAGACGUCUUCAGCUUUGGAGUAUUGGUGCUAGAGAUAAAAAAUUUCUGUCGUUUUCAUUUUGUAUAG